GUGAGGGGAAGGAGAGGCUGUCCAUCAGCAGUAACUGCGACUUCCUGGGCACCGUGGAGCACAAGUUCCUUCACCUGCUGGGCUUCUGGCACAAGCAGUCACUCAGAGGAUAGAGUGAUAGUGUUUGCUCUCUCACUCUGGCUAGUUUGAUUUGAGCCAUGCUUUCCAGAAUGCUAAUCCUGGUCGUUGCACUGACCUGGUACCGAACGGUGGCCAAACUAUCUGGAGAAACAGAAAUUGAUCUGGAUGAGGGCCAGGACUGGGAUAUCUUGGAUGUCAAUAAGGGACUUGACUUGCUGGAGGGUGAUAUUGAAAAUGUCGAGUUUGACGAGAGAAACACCAUCAUCGGAGAUAAGUACCGUUGGCCGAAAACGAUUCCUUACUAUAUAGAAGAAAGCGUUGAGAUGAAUGCCAAAGGGGUGAUUCUGAAGGCCUUUGAGCAGUACAGACUGAAGACAUGCAUCGACUUCACACCAUGGAAAGGGGAGGAGAACUACAUCUCUGUGUUCAAGGGCAGCGGUUGCUUCUCCUCUGUGGGGAACCGGCGCGAGGGGAAGCAGAGGCUGUCCAUCGGCAGGUACUGCGACCGCCUGGGCACCGUGGAGCACGAGUUCCUGCACGCGCUGGGCUUCUGGCACGAGCAGUCCCGGGCAGACCGCGACGACUAUGUCAACAUCAUGCUGGAUCAGAUUGAGCCGGGCAAGGCUUCAAACUUCAAAAAGUACGACGACAAGAGGUCCAGCUCCCUUGGCGUGCCCUAUGACUACGGCUCGGUGAUGCACUACGGCAAGAGAGCGUUCAGCAUCGCCUCGGAGCCGACCAUCGUCACCAAGAUCCCAGAGUUCAUGGACGUGAUCGGCCAACGGAUGGGGCUCAGCGACAGCGACCUCCUCAAGCUGAACCGCCUCUACAACUGCACCACCUCUUCAACCUUUGUGGAGAGCUGCGACUUUGAGGAGAUGAACAUCUGUGGGAUGAUCCAGGGUCCGAACAACAAGUGGGAACAGCGUAUGGCUGUGAGUGCAGGACCUCAAACAGACUUCACCUCAAUGGGACAAUGCAAAGGAAAGGGCUACUUCAUGCAUUUCAGCACUGCAUCUGGGUCCGCUGGGGACAGUGGGUUUCUUGAGAGCCGGUUCCUGUAUCCUAAACCUGGGGUCCAGUGCCUGCAGUUCUUCCUCUACAGCAGCGGGGGCGCUAACGAUUCCCUCAAGAUGUGGGUGCGGGAGUAUGACAAACUCGAACCUGAACUUUUUGAGACCAUAACAGGUUCAAGCGGAUCAUGGGAGCUGCAUCACGUGACUCUCAACAUCACCAAAAAGUCCAGAGUGGUGUUCGAGGGGGUGAAGGGAGACGCCUCUGCCACGUUGGGGGGUCUCUCGCUCGAUGACGUCAACAUCUGGUCCGGCCAAUGCCCCCAGCAUGUGUGGAAAAUACGCAACAUCACCAGUCUCCUGGCAACCACGCCAGUAGGCACCAAGGUGUACAGUCCCUCUUUCCUGUCACCGACUGGCUAUUCUUUCCAGGUAGGUUCGUACCUCAAUGGACUCAGCACCCGUCCUGACACCAUGGCGCUCUACCUGUACCUGACCUCCGGCCCCAACGACGACAGCCUGAAGUGGCCUUGUCCCUGGCACCAGGCCACCAUGUCUCUGAUGGACCAGCAGUCGGACGUCAGGACCCGGAUGAACAUGCAGCGCAUGGUCACCACUGAUCCAAACGAGAUGGACGGUCUCGAGUUCGUCUGGGACCGGCCCAGUAAGGUGGGGUCCCUGGUGAAUGGCCCUGAUGGGAGCUACUACCGCGGCCCUGGCAGGGGGACGAGCAGCUUCCUCACUCACAGCCGACUGCACAGCAGGAAGUACAUUAAAGGAGACGACGCCUACUUCCUCCUGAGUCUGCAAGAUAUUUCUCAGUUGCUGCUCCCUCAGCCCCUGCCAUCCUCUGCACCCCACCCCAAGGAGAGGGCCCUGGCCCCAGACGUACCCCUUGGGGCCAACAAAGGCCAAAAUACCCUAGUGAUGGCGCUCACGCUGACGGUGUCAGCAUCGCUGCUGUUGGUUGCCUUGGUUACCAGCAUGUACGUGCGGAGGAGACUGAGGACACAGUGGCAGCAGAUUGACAAAGCGGUCCUCUUAGAGGGCAUGCCUGGAUUACUGGAACAGAAGGCCUGAAGGAUUCACCACCCGUCUCUUUGAUCAACCAGCCGUGGGACACCCACAAGACCGCCCACUGAAUUACAAUGCAUAAAAGCUUAAAUGUCUGCUAAUCACAAUUAAAGCAGGGUGAAUAAGUUAAUUUUGUUCAAGCAAGACCUGAAAGUAUAACAUAACUUGUGUUGCCUUCAUUCCACUAGUCGCCACGUCAAAAUACAAGGGAGGAUAAUGUAUGUGCCACGCUAUUGCAAUGCUUAAAUCGCUCAAUUAAAAUGCAUAAAUAAAAAUGUUUUGAUAAGAACCCA
This is a messenger RNA of Gadus morhua (Atlantic cod), 2461 nucleotides long. Its product is annotated as meprin A subunit beta. Lineage: Eukaryota; Metazoa; Chordata; Actinopteri; Gadiformes; Gadidae. The record is from RefSeq and is a predicted model, not a curated record. Gene Ontology annotation, molecular function: zinc ion binding; protein binding; metalloendopeptidase activity. Gene Ontology annotation, biological process: proteolysis. Bases 159 to 2174 code for a protein of 671 amino acids. Gene Ontology annotation, cellular component: membrane. The transcript has 15 exons.